UUUCUGACGCCAUAUUUAUUUUACUAAAUACGACGCCAUUUUGCGGUUCGUCUUGUUCUCUCUGUGCAGUGACUGUGUUAUUUUCUUGAUUUUAGUGUUAUUUUGUGCUGUAAUUCUUAAAUUUUAGUGUUGUUUUUUUCCCUUCUGUGCUGUUCUAUCUGAAUCUAAAAUGCCGGGCGCCGGUACUUUCAAAAUCUUCGUCGGAAACCUCGCCGAUAAAACCACGGACGCCGAUCUAAGGCCGUUGUUCGAAAAGUACGGUACGGUCGUAGAAUGCGAUAUCGUCAGAAAUUACGGUUUCGUGCAUAUGGAAAACGAACAAGUCGGCCGCGAAGCUAUUCAGAAUCUUUACGGUGAGAUCGUUCACGGGCAAGCUAUUAAAAUCGAGGCGGCCAAGAGCCGCAAGGCGCCGUCGACUCCCACCACCAAAAUAUUCGUCGGUAACCUCACGGACAAGACGCGCGCGCCCGAGGUCCGCGAGCUGUUCCAGAAGUACGGCACCGUGGUGGAGUGCGACAUCGUGCGCAACUACGGAUUCGUGCACCUGGACGCGGCCGGCGACAUCAACGAGGCCAUCAAAGAGCUCAACGGCAUGAUGGUGGACGGCCAGCCCAUGAAGGUGCAGGUGUCCACGAGCCGCGUGCGCCAGCGCCCCGGCAUGGGCGACCCCGAGCAGUGCUACCGCUGCGGCCGCGGCGGCCACUGGUCCAAGGAGUGCCCCAAGGCGAUGGGCCCCGACCGCAACGGUUUCCGCGAUCGCGCGUUCGGCCGCGACCCCUACCCCCCGCCGCCGCCGCCGCCGUUCCUCCGCGAUCGCAUGAUGGGAGGAUUUGGGGACCCGUACGACGGCUACUACGAACGGGCGCGGUUCGACUCCCCGCGGGACCUGUUCGAGCGGCGCUACCCGGGCGGAGGCGGUCGCGAGCUCGGGCUGGGCGCGCGCGGCCGUGACUUCGCCUCGCCGCCGCUGCGCCGCGAGCCGCUGCCCCCGCUGCCGCCGCUGCCCCCCAUGCGCAGCUCCAUGGGAUCUAUGAGGUCGUCGUACGAUGCUAUGUUCAGCCGACGCAGUCCCCCAAGGGGACCCCAAAUGUCUAGGGGAAUGUAUGAAGACUUUAGCCGUGAUACCUUUGAUGACAGAAGGCCUGGCAUGCGUGGUCCGUCCCCUCCUAGAAGAUACGCUCCCUAUUAAAGAAAAUAAUAAUUUAGAAUAGAAUAUAGAUUUAUUAUGCUCAUGGUAAAUUGUCCUCAUCAUGACUAUUUUGAACGUAACACUGAGUUACUGAUCAGAAUUACAAUUUAAUUUGUAAGUUUGAAUGACUGCUACAAAUGUAUUGACUAGGGUGAUUGUGUAUGAUAUUUGUAAGGUUUGUAAAUAAAGCAAUGUUUGAUUUAAGUAUAAAA
Messenger RNA from Plutella xylostella (diamondback moth), 1401 nucleotides. It is a transcript of the gene lark, whose product is annotated as RNA-binding protein lark. NCBI's taxonomy places the organism in Eukaryota, Metazoa, Arthropoda, Insecta, Lepidoptera, Plutellidae. Gene Ontology annotation, molecular function: mRNA binding; zinc ion binding. Gene Ontology annotation, cellular component: nucleus. The record is from RefSeq and is a predicted model, not a curated record.